UCAAUUGAAACGCGUGUCCGUUCCUUGCUUCUGGUCGAGCCAUGUUCUUUUCGAUGCGAUAUUUUGGACGCAAAAUUUAAAUUAAUCUAUAAUUUAUUCCUUAGUGUUAAAAAAUGAAAUGUUUUGUUUAUGUAAUAGUGUUUGUAGUGUUAUUAGAAAUUUUAAGUGCACAGGAAGUUAUUGAAGUAGUUGACGCAGUGAUAGGACACACCGCAGAGUUGCCUUGCAACAUUAGCGCUGAAAAUAAAAAUGACAAGUUUACUGUUCUCGCUUGGUAUAAAAAUGAAUCAUCGAAGGCUAUUUACAGCAGUCACGACCAGCGUAGUGGCAAGGGCAGCGUGUCAUCAUCAAGCUCACGAUUCAAGCUAGUUAGGGCAGAGAGCGAGGGUUUGGGAAAACUGCAAAUACUUUCCGUACGACCGGCCGAUGCAGGAAUAUACAUCUGUUCAGCAGAUUUUGCUGCUAGUCCUACACUCAAGACACAUAUAAAAAUGGUUGUCAUAGAACCUCCCCAGCGGCUAUAUGUGGUGUCUGAGAAUGGUACUCGAGUAGAGACGACCAGCGAUGCAGCCAAUACGAGCAGAAACAUUGGCCCAUACUAUAUUGGUGAUACUGUUAAUCUUUUCUGUAUCGCUUACGGAGGUAAACCACAAGCCUCCCUAUCAUGGUGGACAAAGCAACGAUUACUGAAGGACGCGUGGUUGCCGCUGUCGGAGCAGCGAGUGCGCAGCGAUGUGCAGUACGGGCCGCUGGUGCGUGAGGAUCAUGGCCUUGUGCUCACUUGUACCGCCAACAACAACGACCACACGCCGCCACUCGUUAUAGAUAUUAUCAUCAAUAUGUAUUUACCACCAGAGUUGGUCGCACUGCGAGAUCCAUUAGAGAAGGAGUUCGUGGGUGGACGUGUGCGAGCAGGAGAAUCUCUCGGGCUACAAUGUCGGGUGCUAGGAGCGCGCCCUCCUCCGCCGGUAAUAUGGCUACUAGACAACAAACAACUUGCCAACUUGGAACAAAAUGUUACGUCAGAGGCCUCUCAGCGACUGGUGGUAAGCGAGAUACAGUUGACCAUCGACCGGCAGCACGAUGAGUCUACAGUCACAUGUUGCGCACUAGGGUACGAACGCAGAGACCAGAAGUUCGUCUGUGCACAGGACCUGCCGCUUACGGUUUUAUAUCCGCCCGCUUUGGAAAUAUUUGUUGCUGAAGAAAUUCAUAACAAAACAAUAGCUGUAGUAAAAGGGUCUAAUUUGACACUGAAUUGUAGCUAUAAGGCCAAUCCCACUAUAUAUCAACUAACAUGGUUUCAUGAGGAAGACUUAAUACCCGACGAUGGUACAAGUCAGAUAAAGCCUAUGUUGGAGUUAUUCAAUGUAUCAGAGAAGGACGCUGGGGAAUACGUUUGCGCAGGCAGCAAUGAUGAAGGGUCCACCUAUAGCGAAUCCAUUACUGUUGACAUCACAUAUCCUGCAUACUGCGAAGAGGAAACCAUAGCACAAUACGGUGUUCGAGAAAACGAGACUGUAAAUAUAACUUGCAGCGUAAAAUCGAAUCCUGAACCAUCCGCGUUCCGAUGGGUGCUUGUAAACGACAAGGUCGAGGAUGUGAACCAACUGCACCGCCUCCCACAUAAAACAAAUGAAACUGAGGAACCUUAUUUCUCGUAUGAGAGACCUAACGGCAUGCCCUUUACUACAAUAUUCUGUUGGGGUCUCAACAACGUGUCAAAUAAUGGUCUACGUCAUUCGCCUUGUGUCUCAUUAGUGACCGACGAGACUGCGCCCCGUCCACCAACACAGUGCUUCGCUAUAUCAGAUAACAAAGAUAUCACUGUCAUAUGUGACAAAGGACACGAUGGUGGACUACCACAGAAGUUUAAAUUUAUUGUAAAAUCCACGAAUUCAGAGGAUCAGUACUUAUCGAUAACAAGUUUAGAGCCGAAGUUUGUAUUUCAAAAACCCAAAACGGAAGACUAUACAUUUUUAAUAACGGCUUUUAAUGAAAAAGGCGAGAGUACCACAGUCGAAAUCGAUAAAGACAGUAUAAUAAAAGAAAAAAUCGAAAUAAUUCAGGUGAGCACAGUAGCAAAUAUAACGACGCUCGCGCUAGCGUUGUGUGGCGGCGUUGCAUUGGUAGCGUUGGCAGCUUGUGGACUCGUACUCUGUGCCAGGGAACGCGACCGACGUGACGGACCCGUCUUUGGGGAUCCGCCUCUCUGCGCAUAUAAUACUGAAGAAUCUAAUUGCGAGACGUAUCCUGACAGCGACGAUGGCAGCGAAUGUAACAUCAGACGUACCGAGUCAUUUCGAAGAGCCGUCUCUAAAUACCCAUCGAAGAGCUACGAUGUUAGAAGAACUAGCUCGUUUCAUUCUGCACGGUACAUGAACGACAUGGCCGAUGAAGGAAUCAGUAAGUGCAGUGAUGGAAUUCGGCACAGUGCCAACUGUAGGGUGCACUCGCUGCAGAAUAUCAAUAAAAGAAGAGACAUGGAUUCUCUAUGUGACCAUUUGGUGAUGCAUUUACCGACUGAAACUGCGAAUUAUGGUACACCGAGACCCAUGAAUACAUUUUAUACAAUGCCAAGAAAAAUGCGUCAGAAACUAGCUAAAGAACUUAGCGAUGAAACCUCGGAAAUAACCCAAAAUUCUGAUGGUUUCUCUCUGCCCCCGCCACCUGACGAAUUCAGCUCGUACCGUGCGGGCACAAAGAUCAAGGACGUGCCAAGUAAAUCGACGCCAACAUAUACAACUAUAAGGAAGAACUCGACCAAAGAAUCUCCUAGACAGCAGUAUAAUAAUGUGAUUAUAUCGCCUUUGAAUACUGUCGGUUUGCCGACUAUAAGCGGUCAACACACUAGUAUUUAUAGUUACCCAGAUGACCAUCACCAUCAGCAGGACUCGCAGACUACGACUGGAAUCUUAAGCACUUUCAAAGGUUAUUCUAAUCCUAAGGAAUCUGGAUUGUAAGCAUGAUAACUGAAAAAAAUCACUUGUACUGUAAUCGUUUAUAUUUAUUUACAAAAAUAAAAAUCAUGAAUUACAACAUUAUGUUCCUUAGAUGCAAAUUGCUUGUUAACUAUUUUACAUGCACAUGAUCGAUAAAGUAUUGCUAGAAAACUAAAUACGAAUGUAGGAACAUAAAUCCAAGUUUCGAAUAUUGAAAUUAAUCAGUAACUGUCACGAUUAUGAUAACAAAUAACAGGUAUUAAUAAUUUAUUGUGUAAAUUAAUAAUGUUCAAAAAA
This is a messenger RNA of Achroia grisella, 3239 nucleotides long. RefSeq names its product titin-like. The record is from RefSeq and is a predicted model, not a curated record. The transcript has 16 exons. The coding region runs from base 114 to 2963 and encodes 949 amino acids. Lineage: Eukaryota; Metazoa; Arthropoda; Insecta; Lepidoptera; Pyralidae.